AGUUCUUCCAUCCAGUGACCGGUAGGUCAUCGUUCUUUACCCUUUAUCGCAUGGCCGAAACGCUCCGCCUCGCCGCCAUAGUGGACCACGGUUCUACUUAACCCAUCCCAUCUUAUCGCGGCUCUUAUGGCCGGGACCUUCCACUCCUUUCUUACUUAUUGUUCUUGAUUUCCCGCUUUUUCCUUUCUGUAUCCUGGAAGGUUAUGUUCCCGGAGACCCUCCACGCCCUUGUUCCGUAUCUGAUGGGAGAGUAUAUAUAUAUUCUUUCCAUUCUGUUUGCUUUCCGUUUUUUGGGGUUUGCUCCCCUUCAGGUUGCGCUCUGACGCCUGCAAAAAAUUGAUUUCGAUUUUAAUCCGUCUCUCGUCCCAUCUCGUAUUAAUUUGCGACGGUUCACGCGGCCUGCACCUUUCACCAUGCUCAAAGUAGGCUCGUGGUUAUAUGGCAAGAAGGCUGGUGCCAAUGCCUCGACGCAAUCUUUGGACUCGUUGGUUGAAUUGCGGGAUCUUGAGGAUGCUAUGCGGGCUGCAACCCUCAUUCUGAAUGAUGACGUUGACGGCGCCGAAGAUGGUCUUUCGGAAGGAAUUUCCUCGUUUCAUAAUCUUGGACGAGGGGUUGUUGCAUUUAUUCGGGCGACACUGGGAUUUGAACAGGAGAUUAUGCGCCAAGCAUCGGAACGACUUAAUACGGCCGAGACCAGUGCAGCCAGUGAUCAACACAAGGCUCAGCACAACUUCCAUGCUCCCAACACUUAUCACUCGCCGAUCUACUCGCCGGGCACCGAGUUCGCGCUCUGUCAGGCGAUGGCCCAGCUCAUGAGUGCUGUUGUGGGUGUGCUCAAUGAGAGCCUUACAGAAAGUAUCAAAGGGUUCUAUAAAAUGAGAAAGGCAUACAUUACGUUAGACGGCAUCCUCAAGAUGGAGCAGGCAUAUAUACAGUCACAUUCCGGCGGUGUGUCUCCUGCAGACCAAGGAGAAGCAUCCCAAACCAACCCGACAGCCACCGUCGAGGCUAAAGGGCUAUCCCAAAGGUUGUCGGAUCUAAGUGUCUCUCAGGAUAGCAGCAAGUCUGGCGAGUCGACUGAGCCAUCGACGCCUAACCUCGGGGAUAUGCUAAGCCACGACCCCGAUUCAGAUAUCUUCAAAAACCAGAUUGACGUCUUCGUGCACUCUGGUUCUAAUUUCUGUUUCGGUAUUCUUCUUCUUGUUAUUUCCAUGGUUCCCCCGGCCUUCAGCAAACUGCUCAGCAUCAUUGGAUUCUACGGAGAUAAAGAGCGGGGACUGAGGAUGCUAUGGCAAGCUAGCAAGUUCAAUAAUUUGAUUGGGGCACUGGCUGCUUUUGCGAUCCUUGGUUAUUACAAUGGUUUUGUCCGUUACUGCGAUAUUAUGCCAGAUCCAGCUCCGGGAGACCAGGGCGAUGUGCAGGGCUAUCCUCAGCAGAGACUUGAAGCCCUAUUAGCGCAGAUGAGGCAGCGGUUUUCCAAGAGCCAACUUUGGCUGCUUGAAGAGUCUAGGAUGGAAGGAGCGAACAAGAAUCUGGAAAGAUCCCUGGAGCUUCUAUGCGGUAAGGAGCGCAGCCCGCUCAAGCAGGUCGAAGCUUUGCGGGUGUUUGAACGGAGUUUGAAUGCAAUGUACCUUCACAAGUAUGAACUAUGCGCCGAAGCAUUUCUCGAGUGUGUCGAGUUGAACUCCUGGUCUCGUUCAUUAUACUAUUAUAUUGCAGGAGCAUCUCAUCUUGCCUUAUACCGGAGCAGUAUUGUAUCAGACCCUAAAAAGGCAGAAGAGCACGCAGAAAAAGCUACGGAGUACUUCCGAACUGCACCAUCGUUUGCCGGGAAGAAGCGCUUCAUGGCACGACAACUACCUUUCGACGUAUUCGUUGCACGAAAAAUUGCCAAGUGGGAAGCGCGAGCGAAGGAGUGGAGUGUGCCCCUUGUGGAGGCAGUCGGCGUUGAUCCCAUCGAAGAGAUGAUCUUCUUCUGGAACGGACAUAGCCGGAUGACACAAGGACAGCUCGAGGAAUCGAUGCAGAAGCUCGCCUGGUCCGAAAGUGACGAAAACAAGAAGUGGUCCCGAGAAGGCCCCGAAGAGAAGGCAAUUCUACAGCUGUUGCGGGCCGCCGUCUUGCGUGCGAUGCGUAAACACGACGAGGCCAGACACUUGCUUAAAGGGUCUGUCCUCAACCAUGACAAAUCUUUGUUCACGGGUCAUCUUAAAGACAACUGGAUCCACCCAGUGGCUCACUUCGAAAUGGCGGCUAAUCUCUGGAUGGAACGUCCCGGUUAUAUAGCCGUUCACGAUGCUCCGGCUACCGAGUCCAAGAUCGCUAAUAGCGAGGAAGUAACACAACUCGAAAGGCAGCAGGUGCGGGAAUGCAAGGAAUACCUUGAGAAAGCUGCUAGAUGGGAAAGCUACGAGCUGGACGCUCGUAUUGGUCUCAAGGUGACCGCUGCCAUGGAGGCAGUGCGCAAGUGGGAGAGCACGCACUCUACUCCUACUAAUUGAUGACUUGAUGUAUUAUGAUUAUAUACAUGUAUCUGCAAGAACUAUCUUUGCAAGAUAUACGAUGGGUAGAAUAUAUGAAUAGAGGACUACGAUCAUGUUCGGGUAUUACUACAUGGAGGUUCGAGGGAUUACCGCUAUUGCUUCACAGCCUAUUGAAACAUGAUCAAAUUCAUAGACAGCCCUUUUCUUUGUUCUUGUCCCAGGCUGCCUUUUUAUGUCAAUAUUUCAUUCCAAGAUAUCGUGGCAAAUUCUUGGUUUCUAUUCAUCAGGGAAACUGCGAACGUCAACGACGCAGGUUAUAUAAGACGGUCUUAUUAACUAUUGUUAUUCCGUUCCCAAGCGGCACCCUACCGCCUCACGUGACAAUAGAUGGGCCCCGGUCCACUUUUUCUUUUUGUUCUUUUCCCCGGCGAUCGUCCUUUUUAGCGUCCAAAACGCCCUCGGAAAAUAUUCCGCAGAGUGGUUCGGCAGGCUUGGCGAAUGAAUUGAAUG
This is a messenger RNA of Aspergillus pseudotamarii, 2993 nucleotides long. Its product is annotated as TTC39/IML2 family protein. The coding region runs from base 414 to 2501 and encodes 695 amino acids. The record is from RefSeq and is a predicted model, not a curated record. Gene Ontology annotation, cellular component: nucleus; cytosol; mitochondrial outer membrane. The transcript is spliced from 6 exons. NCBI's taxonomy places the organism in Eukaryota, Fungi, Ascomycota, Eurotiomycetes, Eurotiales, Aspergillaceae.